Mercenaria mercenaria is the source of this 6388-nucleotide messenger RNA. Its product is annotated as transcription factor sem-2-like. Gene Ontology annotation, biological process: cell differentiation; regulation of DNA-templated transcription; anatomical structure morphogenesis. The coding region runs from base 468 to 1796 and encodes 442 amino acids. The transcript has 2 exons. The record is from RefSeq and is a predicted model, not a curated record. Gene Ontology annotation, molecular function: RNA polymerase II cis-regulatory region sequence-specific DNA binding; DNA-binding transcription factor activity, RNA polymerase II-specific. Lineage: Eukaryota; Metazoa; Mollusca; Bivalvia; Venerida; Veneridae.
AGUAACUAAUUAGCCAAGGACUGUUCUGUUGUUUUCCAAGCGUUUAUCGAAUAAAAUUCAUUUAUCUAAUAGAGUUAAUGUAUAACUACCAAUCACCGAGGACGAAAGAUACACAUUUGUGAACUUUAUCGGCGAUUUGAUAACUUUCACUGAUCAAAGUUUCAAAGGGUGAUCUAAUAAUGCUCGAUAUACUAACGACUUAUUACGACUAAUUUAAAAUCGGUUUUAAAAAAUCACAUGACUGGGAUUUUUUUUGCAUAGUAUUAAGAACAGCACGCGCUUGAUGACUGGUCUUAAUUUGUGUAAGUGAAGCGUUAUUUACAGCCUUGGAAUUUUUAAGAUUACUUUGUUUAAAAUAAAAGAAAAAACUCUUAAGCUUUGAUUAUCUUGUAACACAGCUGCUUAAUUCACUAGAAAUCAAGAAAAGUGUAAUUGCUAAUGAAGCGAAAGAUAACCAGAAAAUAAAUAUGGAUGGAAAUGUUAUUCCAGGUUAUUCCUUUUCCACGCCUACAGAACAGCAGACGGAUUUCUGUAUGACGCAUUCUAGUGCGUACGGUUUCACACAGUGGAUACCUGCCAUGACAUAUCCAGCUAUUAGAGAACACAUUGCAAUGAAUAUUCCUCCACGAAAAGAACAACGGAUUCGUAGACCGAUGAACGCUUUCAUGGUUUGGGCAAAGACGGCACGAAAAAUACUCGCAGACGAAAAUCCCGACGUGCACAAUGCCGAACUCAGCAAAAUGCUAGGCACGAACUGGAAAAAUUUGCCACCUGAGAAAAAGAAGAUAUACAUUGACGAGGCUGAGAGAAUUAGACAAGAACAUAUGAAACAAUAUCCGGAUUACAAGUACCGUCCGCGCCGGAGAAAAGGCACGAAGAAGACAAACAACAACCAUACCACACGUCCCCAACAAGAAAAUGCAUCAAACUCGGUACUCUAUGAUAGGGCAUCAAGCUGCAGCCCACACUACACAAUGAGGGGAUUUCCAAGGUCCAACAGUUUUAGUUACGAUGAUUUCACAAACAAGCAGUCCGAGGCUGACUUCCAGCGACUUAGCUCAAGCGCACCUUUAGCCAACCGUUUGUCAGUAUCUCCCGAAUCAAACCCAUCACGCAGCCCAGACGAAGCUUCCCAUGACAGCACCCUUUACAGCUAUCGGUAUCUUCAUCGUUAUCAGGGAACUGGUGUAAGUCAUUAUGAAUCAAGUCACCAAGCGUCUCAUCUUGACUUCAAGUUACCCAAAACAGUUUCCGCUUUCGUUUCUCAGAUACCAGUGCCUAAAGAAAUUAAAGUAGAAAGAGACGAGAAUGAAAACUACUGGGGGAGUAUCAAUAAACAGACAACAAAAACUGAAAAUUACCCAUUGUCUCUUUACUCGCAACAGGCAAUGCAAUCGAAUAUGAGCCAAGACUUUACUUAUGGCAGAACAGUUCAAUCUCGGUAUUAUGAGCAGAACGAAGUGACAUUAGACGUGAGUGAUAUUAAUCCUGAAGAUAUGGAAAUAUAUAUAAACCCAAACAAUCAGCAAGGUGGUAUGAACCGACCAUCAUUUGAUCUGAAUAAAAAUCUUCCUCACCAUUCCGUUGGAGGCGAUAUGGGCAACAUCAAUGGCUUUCAGAAACAAAAUGAAAACCAAAAUCGUGUGGUGGAAAAUGACUUCACAACGGAAGAAAACAGCAACUGCAAUAUGCCCGCCAUGAUGCAAGAUACUGAUCAGUGUCGAGAUAUUCCAAGUGUGUGUUAUGAAUUUGAUGCACAGCCAAUUAUUAACGCAAUUACGCAUAAAACGGGAUGAAAUUAACAAAAGUAUUUAUGUGAAAAAGAAGUAUUUUGCAUGCGAUUUAAUGUAAGGCUGUUAUCAAUUAGAUCAGAAAGAAACUAUUAUAAACUUCAUUGAACUUUUAGCGAAGUAAAACAACAGUGAACAAAGAUGCAAUUAUGAUAAUAUUAAGAAGUAACAACACAUUUGAGAAAAGAAUAUCGUGUGGUUUUGAAAAAUGAACAAUAUUUAAUGAUUGAGUUCCCUAUAAUAAAAUCUGGAAAAAAGAUAAAACGUUUUGUAAAUGAUUGAAAAGAUUUUGAAUGAGAUGUUUUCUAUACCAUUUUAUGAAGUUGUUACUUCUCAUAUUAGGACACUCUAUGUACUGUAAUACAGCACAGUUUUUCUUCAGAAGUGUAAAGAAUAAUCAUGUAAUAAGAAAGACAUCUUGACACUACUUAAAGUGUCCUUGAAAGCAACUAAAGACUUGUAAUUAAUUCAUCCUUUUAGAAAUCAAUUUUGAAGUGAGGUAAUGUUAAUAGAUUUCUUGCACCGCUUUUAAAUAGCUUUUUUUACUAGUCUAUUCUCGUUGUUUAAUUCGAAACUGAUCAGUGGCUAUGUUUCAAGGCAUAUUUUUGGUUCAUAUUCACGCCUGUUUCGAAUUUCUAGGCCGCACAGUUCGCAAAUAUUAGCGAAAAUUAAAAACUCGGGUAUAUUGCCCAGUCUAUGGUAUCUUACUUCACCUUACGUGUCGGUUUUACUCUUAGUCUACAUUUUAAUGAUCUGCAUUCUUCUUGCACGUUUCUCCACAUACUUCUGAUUAACUAUCUACCUAACGUCUUUAAAUCAUUACAAUAAAAUGCACACACGCAUGUUAUAGUGUAAGUAAAGAUACAUUUACCUUUGGUUUUAGCAAUGAAUCUGGUAAACUCUCUCCAAUCAGGGCGUGGAAGUAGGCAAACAUAUCGUUUUAGUGAAAUGAUAUAUGCAAAGAUAUUCUGUGAAAAGAAAAUGUUUACAUUCCCAUCGAAUAACUUGGGAGUGAAACAGACUUUGUUGACUGAAUUUUAGAAUAAAAUCAUUAGAAAAUUUGCUUUGAAGAGUGUAAAAAAGGGAUGCAUAAUUUCUCUUUUGAUUUGCGUAAUGGUACAAUUUUUCCAAGUUUGAAAUGCAGCUUAUGUAUGUAAUAAAAACAAGACACCUUUAAAAUGGCAGCUCAUGUUUUAAUUAAUUUCUUAUAAACAUAUUUCAUAAUUGUUUCUUGAAAUUAAUUCUUAAGGGUUCCAUGUACAAAACUUUAUAAUGUUAAGGACGUGUCAAUUAGCUGAAUACCAUCUUUCUUUGUGUUUAUACGCUUAAACAUGCCCCUUUACUAUUGUAAUUACCUCUUCACUCACUCAUAAGAAACUACUUGAAUAUCAUAUUUAUCAGGAAAUGGUCAAUAAAACACUAAUACAGUUUUAAAUAUUCAUCAGCUAUUUGCAGUUUCUUUUAUAUCUUGUACCUGUUAAACUAACAUAUAUUUAUUUGUUUUCAUGUCUAAUCUCCACAUUUUUAUAUUUUUGUUCUUAUUUUAUACACUGAUCAGUCAAACUAUGUUUAAUGGCUGUUCAAACUAUCUCUAAAGUCAUUGUUACUGACAUAUAUUUUAUUUAUAACUGUUUGCUUUCUUAUAAAACGAUAUUUUAUUCUGCAAGUUGAUGUACUUGACACUCUGUUUCGAGUGGUGUAGUUUAUUACUUUAUGUGCUUGUGAUAGUUUUCUAAUGUUGGCAGGCAUAUCGUAAAAACUAUAAAAUAGUUUUACUGUAUUAAAAUGAAUACAUGAUAAGAUUUUUUUGUUUAAUUUUUGGAAAUUCAGUAGUCAUUUUCAGACUUUUUCAUCAAAUCUAAGGUAACGAAUAAAUUUUAACUAAUAUUAGAAAAAAAUCAUCAAUACAUAACAACUGAACAAAAUUAUUAAAAGAACUAAUACUCGUUGGAAAGUUUCUAAUUCUGAUUACAUUGCUUUCAUUACUGAAAUCGAUAAAAAAAGUUGAAAAUGUUGUAAAUAUUAUUAUACUUUGUAAACUACUGAUAUGCCCGUUUUUGUUCGUUUUCAAAAAGUGUUUAAAAUUAACUUCCGAAAUCAAUAGAAUGUCUGAAAUAAAGCGAAAACAAUUCAGUUUUUACGAUUUCUUCGAAAACUGGGAAAUGUAUCCAAAAAGGCAAGGUUUUAAUGGAACUGAAUGUAAAGUGGAUUUAAAACAAUUAAAUUUAAUUGAGUAAUUACCGCAAGCACCGGUGCUCAUGAGCAAAGUAUCUGUUGGGAGUUUUGAAUGUUUUAAACAAAAUAAUACUUUGUAGAUUGUAAGAUAUUCCAUGAAUGUUAAAUGUUUCCUUACUUGGAAAUACUUUGGUUUUUGUAACUUGUUGCACUUAGCAGAUUUUAAGUGUACUAUAUUAUCUGCUUAGAAGUUAAUAUUGCUUAGGUAAAGGCGCAAUGAUAUGAAAGAGUUAUUUUUAUUGAUUUAAUCAUUUUACAACCAUGUGCAUAAAUCUGUCUGUAAUAAUUGGCACCUCUGCAUAUGUGGUACAUACGGUUCGUUUUACAUUUUACUCAAUUCAUAUGUCCAUUAUUAAUUUCGACCCAUAUAUUAUUUAUGUUUGAUUCAUCCUUAGUGCAAUUGACUUUACAUGUCAGUCUUAUAAAUGCAUGUAUAAGAUAUUUGUAAUAAGUUUGUCAGUGUGUUAUAUCGUACUGUAUAACUUGUAAAAUAUUUACAACGUAUGAUAUCAUGUCGUGCAGUUAUAAUAGAGCAACAUCUGUUAAAUGUGAACGUCUAUUCUCCAUUUGCAAACUGUGAUUACAAAUUGCUAUAUGUUUCUUUUCUUUACUUUUUUUCUUUACUUAAACAUUGUAUGUGUUUAUCACGUGACCAUGAAAUAAUUAUAUAAAAUUGUAUGUAUGUAACGAGAUACUAUAUAGGUAUAAGUUACUGAAAUAAAAUUAUGUUCUGUUAAAAAUAAUUAUAGAAUAAUAACUGUUUGAAUCAACAUAUGAAAACACUUUUUCGGCUAUUUGACUUUGAAAUGCCUUUAAAUGUUUUUAGUCUUUAAUCAAACCAUAUGCUUUAAAGCACUAAAAGUAGCAAUAAAAUUCCUAGAUAUUUACAAAUGUCUAUAAUUUUGCUAACGUAACAAAAUUGUGAAAAAACAGAAGUUAAGAAAAUUAAUGUAAAAGAUUUUUCUAGUAGGUUAGCCAGACAGUUUUCAUUGCCAGGAAAGGACUACACAAGGCAUUACUGAACAGUUUGAAAAAAUAAUUACAAUACAUCAUGAUAUUAACACUGCAAUAGAAACUACAACAAAUGUCAGAAAUACAGUGAAAAUAAUUCUUAAAAGUAUUAGACCAGUUAUCGUCAAUUUCCGUCACUUUACGCAUUCUCCGAUUGUUUCUGUUAAGGCGAAGUUUGUCGAAGGUCACACACAGUUAAAUCGUUUUCCCUAUAUAUUCUAUAUAAAACUGACAUUUUUUAAAGAGCUACCAAACAUAGCUAGACCCAUUCUCCCAUUUUUCCUACCAAAAUGUCAAAAGUACAUCCACAAUGAAAUUUAAACAGAAACUAGCAUUAAUUUAGACCUCUGUUGCCAUGCCAAGUGAAAAAUUAGUGUUAUACCUGGCAGCCAUUGGGAACUACGUAAUCGCACGGAAGUUGCCGAUUCUCAUUUGAGCCACGCCAUGAGAAAACCAACAUAGUGCGUUUGCGACCAGCAUGGAUCCAGACCAGCCUGCGCAUCCGCGCAGUCUGGUCAGGAUCCAUGCAGUUCGCUUUCAAAGCCUGAAACUGUUAGCGAACAGCAUGGAUCCUGUCCAGACUGCACGGAUGCGCAGGCUGGUCUGGAUCCAUGCUGGUCGCAUAUGCAUUAUGUUGGUUUUGUCAUGGUGCGGCUCAUUUAUGCAUCAAUUACCUUACUACAUUUUUGUACUUUUGAGAACGUGCUUUUAGCCGUCGAACCUUUUCCAGCUUUAGCUUGUAACGUUGUAACGUUAUUUUGAUUUGGUUAGUUUCUGAGAUAAAGAAAUAAUUAGAUCAGAGGUAUCUGUAGUUUCGUUAUAUGAAUCUGAGAUAAAUGAGUAUGAAUAAUCAUUACAUAAUGAGAUAAAUGAGUAGAAACAAUCAGUACAUAAAUAAAAGAAAUAAAGAAAUGAGUAUAUAUCGGGGUGUGAAAGCGAGAGAAAGCUAUCUGCUUCUUCCCUUAUAUGCACUUAGACUUCUUAUCACCCAUUAUAUGUAUAUUGCAGAUAAAAAUUAUGCGGACUUAUUUGUUGAAACAUCAAGGGCAAACAUGCGUCUAGGUCAAUGAUUAAUGCGGUACCUCUAAAAGCAAAUGUUUCAUUUUCUGACGCUAAUUAAACGUUAUUUAUAGCUAUUUAAAAUUACUAUUAAGAGAUAAAUUUUUAUUAAAACUGAUGUUUUAUAUCGUAUUAAAAUAUUACUGACUGUCAAAUUGUUAUGUGGAUAUAAUUAUACUUAUUUUAGCUGUAUAUGAAAUAGAUAUGAGAUUUAUUUUUAUUAUCUUUCUAAAAGAUAAUUUGUAAUAUAUUAUUAUAAUACAUGCAAUAAAAUUUUGAAUAUUUUAGUUUUA